UGGCGGAUGUAAACGAAGCAUUUUACGGUUUAAUGAACGGGCGGCGAUGGCGGCGGCGCGCGGCGCGAGCACUCUGCGCAGUCGGCAUCGAGCUCCAAGCGGCGCGCGCGCAACUACGCGUUACGACAGUGAAAGGCCGCAUGACUCACACCAAAACCAGUCAUGACCGAGUACGCUGAAUACGACUGGAAACUGCAUCAAAUGCAAAAUGAGCGGCUUUGCGAGGCGGCCAGGAAGCGGCUCACGGAUGGCGACAGACAGCGCGCCCUCGUCGCACUCAAAGACACUGUGGAUUCCAGUCUCAACCUCGCCCUACGUGACAAAAGUCGAUGUCAAGACGACAAUUUUUUGCGGCGGUUUCUAUACGCGAGGAAACACGAUGUGCAACAAAGUUUUGAACUAUUAGUGCGUUAUCAUCAGCAUCGACGCGAACAUCCGGAACUGUGGGCGACAGCAGAUGGCGGCGUGCUGCGCGCGCUUGCCGAUGGCCUUCCCGGCGUGCUGGCCGAACGGGACAGGCGCGGCCGCUGCGUGCUGCUCAUGUUCGCCUCCAACUGGGUCCCACACGCCUGUCCCCUGCUCUCUGUCUUCCGAGCCCUACUGCUCACUGUGGAACGCACUCUUGAAAAUGUACAAAAUCAAGCAAACGGUUAUGUGAUUAUCGUCGAUUGGACUGAAUUUACUUUUAAACAAUCAUGCAGUUUACAAGCUAAGGUGCUAAAAAUGAUGAUCGACUGUCUACAAGACUGUAUGCCGAUUCGGUUUAAGAGCAUACAUUUCAUCGGUCAACCUUGGUACGUGGAGACCGCGCUUGCAGUUAUAAAACCUUAUUUAAAAGCAAAAACGAGAGAGCGCAUAGUGCUACAUGGAAACAAUUUAUCAACAUUGCAUGAUGCUUUACCGCUUGAUAUACUGCCCGCGGAAUUGGGGGGAGAAGGACCAUCGUACAACUCGGAACGUUGGCUACAAGAGUUCUGCCGAAGUGAAAACAUUAACCCCGCUCCGGUGACACCGGUUACGACAGCUGCAUCCGACGAUAACGAUCUACCUUCAGCGAAACUAGACAAAGCUUACAAACAAAAGGAUAACGCAAACUUCUCGUUUAAUGGGAGCGAGAAAAGUGCGAAAUCAGAGUUGUUGCGGGAUAAAGACUGACCGUACCGGACGCAGUGAUCGCAACGUGGUUAUUAUGGACAGCUCCGUCCCUGAGCACGCCACCGGAAUAUCGGAGCAUUUUACGUGCUACGGUAUGCAUUUUGUGAUAACGAGUGAAUUGUGUUAAUUUAUGAUCUAGAACUAGAGACUGCUUAGAGUAGUGUAAACAGCUUGUUAGAAACGUUAGGGAUAUAAUGAAGUACACAUUAAGGGCUGAAGUGCAUUUAUAAGGCCUCGGGCUACCGGCUAGGGUGACGACUUACUGUACUGUCGAUAUCUGCGGGCAUUCAAUUAAAGUCAGGCAUAAUGGGAGGCGAUAAGGUCGGCGCAUCCUCUGCGUCCGGCGGGCAAAAGGUAACGGUGCUCAGCUCUCGUUUCGAAGCAUCUGUAUGGAUCAUGGUCGCACACGAUGCAACUAGCUCCAUCUGUAUUCACUUCGCAUAUUCAUUGUACAUUUACAAAUGAACUUUGAUUAACCAGUACUUGUAAAUUAAAAAUAUCUCAAUUAUUAUAAGACUCUCAUAGUUACUCCUAAGUCGUUAGGUUUGUAGAUAGACGCUUUAAUCAUGUGAGGCUUACAGCGCAUUUACCUAUUAUGUUUAAGUCUAUGUUUGCAAAAUAUUCGUUUCUGAUGCGUUUAUUAUAAUAAUAAGUGUCCAUUGUUGGAGUAAGUGGCGAGAUGGCAUGUGUGUCUGUGAGCGUGUGUGACGAGUGACGACAGCGCAGUAUUAAGUUAUUACAUAUUAGUAAAAUAUGUGCUAGCUAAAAAUAAACAUAGAGACAUGAACUCGUUUUUGUACCGUCCAUAUGCAUGUUUAUUAUCUAUUAUUCUCUUGCUAAUCAAUUCAUUUUGCUCUCUCGUAUCUACUUAUUUAUUUCAUUACUUUAAGACUCAGUCUGCUUGUAUAAUUAUAAUCUAGGUGUACAUAAUUUAAAAUGGUUAUUUUAUGAUUAUUAUAUUGCUUGACCAGUUUCUAUCACAUUUGUGAAUUGUAAUAUUGUGACUGAAACGUUUAGAAUUGAUAUUAUUGAAAUAAAUAUAUAUAAAAAAAAAACUCUAAAAUUGCUGUCUUUACCUAUGCAUUUAUGCUUUCCAAAAAUAACUUACGGAUUUCAAGUUGAGUCACGAACUAGCAAUGAGUUAACUAAAUAAAGAGCUUGUUGUUUGGAAAAAUAAUCAUUUGUCAUGAUGUAUCUAAUAGCAAUAAUCAGUUAUAGAACAUGACUUACGAAAUAAACUAUAACAACACAAA
Messenger RNA from Manduca sexta (tobacco hornworm), 2408 nucleotides. Its product is annotated as clavesin-2. NCBI's taxonomy places the organism in Eukaryota, Metazoa, Arthropoda, Insecta, Lepidoptera, Sphingidae. Gene Ontology annotation, molecular function: phosphatidylinositol bisphosphate binding. The transcript has a single exon. Gene Ontology annotation, cellular component: membrane. The record is from RefSeq and is a predicted model, not a curated record. Bases 163 to 1155 code for a protein of 330 amino acids.